GUAGAACAGAGAAACUAAGCAUUAACAUUUAAGUACUAUGUACAAUAUAAAUAUAUAUCGAAGAAUAUAUAUGAGCAUAAAGAACAACAGCAAUGGACAAUGGAUUCAGGAUAUGAGUGCAGAAAGGUGAUAAUAGUGCAAAUGAAGAUGCAAUAUGUCUGAUUAAUUGUUAAUUGUUCAUCAGAUUGACGGCCAAUGGAAAGAAGCUUUUAUUAACACUAUUCUACAGCACCACAUACUACACCUUCCAGAAUGACUUCACAGUGGAAUCAACACACAAACAGUCUGAACUUCAUGAAGGAGAAGUAACAGUGAUCACUUUACAGCUCACACAGUGUCCGGUCUGCAGUAAAUGAUGAUCAAUGAAAUCAUUUAGUACAGUUUGAUUCAUCAUUAAUAGUUUAAAGAGACAGUGCAUGUUUGAAUAGCCUGGUUUCAUUUCUGUGGUCACUAACCAACCCAUCCCAUGAUUAUUUGUGUGGCUUAUGUUCAUUGUUGUUCGUGAUUAACAGACUUUAGAGUGUAUAAUGACCCACUGCUUGCAGGAAAGCUGUGUGUUCCGGUGGAAAUGGUGCAGCAUGGAGUGGAAGGCCUGAUGUAUCUGAUGACCGAGAGCUCCAAACACAUGAUCUCUAAAGUGGAUUUCCUGGACUCGGUGUUGGUUUUGGGGUUUGGUGAAGAGCUUAACCAGAUCCUCUUACAGCUCUACCUGCAACACCACAGUCAGAUUCGUAGCAUCCUGAGUCAGCUGCCCUCCAACCUGCCUGCCUACCACAACCUGGAAUGGAGACUGGAUGUACAGUUGGCGAGUCGUCCGAUCCGUCAGCAGGUCAUUCCCAUGCUGACGAUGCGCCUGCUCCUGACGGGAGGGUGUGACGGCCGCGAUGACCUCAGCAGAAGGGUUCUCCAGACUGACCCCAGCACCCUCCUGCACCUCAUCACCACACUGGAGGCAGCUCUGGCCGCCAUAAAGACCAAUCGCGCUCGCCGCAUAUUCCGCAACAUCAAAUGACUCCCAGGGCCCUUUCUGUGUAACCGGUUUCUCCUGUGGCACACCACACUGUUGCCUUUAUACCUGGAUGCAUUAAGCAGUGUCUGUGAUGAGUCCUGGAUGGUAAAACCAUCUGACUGGCAAAUGGCCGUCACUUUAUUACCCUUGAGUCAUAAUACUUGGCAGAUGGUAUUGACUGUAUUGUAUAUAAUGAUUCUACAGUGCCACUGAUGUUGUAUUAAAGUGUAAGAUGACAUGAAUCUCCAUUCAUGUGGUUUGUUAAGCCAUCCUUGUUAAGGCAGAGAGGCCCUGACUUUAAAGGAGUACACUGUGUCAUCAUUUGACUGGAACAGAAUAUGAGUGUUUUAAGCCCAGCAGAGGAUGGACAGUCAUUGACGUUUUCAGUGAAAGCCGUUGGUUAUUAAUACAUUCAUCCAAUGUUUGUGUGCUGCAUAACAAUGCUUUUGAACCCUUUCUUCCGUGUCUUGGUUGAUCUGAAUCAAGCUCAGUAAAACAGUUGACGUAUGUGCCUCAUGUCCUGUUUGUACUAACGAUUCCAUGCAUAGAAUGGUGAUGUAAUGUAAUGGUGCGUCUUUUUAACACACUUUUGGCCACUUGGUACCAAUUGAGCAUAGUUGAAACGCCACAGCCUUCCUGAGUAUUGUUGCUGACCAUGUCCCUCCCUUUAUCCCCACAGUGCACUCAUCUUCUAAUGGAAGAAAAGAAUGUUUUCAAGCACCUCUUUGAAUGUAUUUGACAAAGAAUUAAAGGGGACAUAUGCUCAAGUUCA
Messenger RNA from Anarrhichthys ocellatus (wolf-eel), 1781 nucleotides. It is a transcript of the gene commd2, whose product is annotated as COMM domain containing 2. The coding region runs from base 569 to 1012 and encodes 147 amino acids. Lineage: Eukaryota; Metazoa; Chordata; Actinopteri; Perciformes; Anarhichadidae. The transcript is spliced from 4 exons. The record is from RefSeq and is a predicted model, not a curated record.